AUAAAUGUAUAAAAAAUGAGUGGGUUUGUGGUUCCUGGGCUCUCUCUAAAAGGGAUCUUCCUGUUCCUCCCCAGCCCUGUGUACGAGAUGCUGAAGAGGAACCUCAGCCCUGCUGCACUCCCAGAUGCUGCACAGACUCUCCCAAAGGAGCAGAGCGUCGCUAAGCCCAGCCCAGACCAGCCGCAGCACAGCCAGGAGGAAGGAUCUGACUCUGGGAUCCUGGAGGAUGACAGCAAAACCUCUGCUCCGGCUACCUCAGAGCCCAAAUGUGACACUUGUGAAGACAAAGACUUGAUAGAAAACCUCUCCAAAAGCAAAAAGCCCAAGCUGGAUCUGGUUUUUGAGGAAUGGGAUGUGGCCGGGCUGCCGUGGUGGUUUUUAGGGAAUCUCAGAAGCAAUUACAAAUCCAGGAGUAACGGAUCCACGGAUAUUCAGACUAACCAGGACAUCGACACUGCCGUAGUUUCAGACACCACGGAUGACCUGUGGUUCCUCAACGAGUGUCCCCUGGAGCAGGGCGGUGCUGGGCUCAAGGUGGAGGUGCUGGACUGUGAGGAGGUGCCAGAAGGUGACACCAAGGUACCUCUGCCAAGUUUUCCCUGUUUUAAUUCAUCCCACCAUGCCCUUGGAAAGGCUGGAUCUGUUCCCAUCCAGAGGUUAAAUCCUGAAAUCGCUCAGGAUUGCUGGCAAUGCUCCAAGUGCAGGAAAUUCAACUCCCCGGGGAAAAGGUACUGCUACCGCUGCUGGGCCCUGCGCAAGGACUGGUACCGGGACUGCCCCAAACUGCCCCAUUCCCUGUCCCUUUCCAACAUCAAUUCCAUGGAAAACCAGGAGCAGGAUAGAGGGGUGGACGUCCCAGACUGUAGGAGGACGAUUUCAGCCCCGGCUGGCCAAGCCAAGCACCUUUUCCUGGGAGAAAACAAACCCCGCGUGGAUCCCGGCAGCUCCAUCGAGUCCUUGGAUUUGGCGCGGGAUGGGAAAAACCGGGAUUUUGCCAAGCUGAAAAAAGAGGAGGAGGUGGAAUCUUUGGAGAGCAUCAAAACCCUGCUGAGUCCCUGCUUCCUGUGCCAGCACAGGCCUCGGGAUGGGAAUAUUGUCCAUGGAAGGACUGCUCACCUGGUGGCCUGCUUCAGGUGUGCCAGGAUGCUGAAGAAGAAGAGAUCGCCGUGCCCGGUGUGCAGGAAGGAGAUCAAGAUGGUCAUCAGGACCUUCAUGGGCUAGCAGGGUCUUCUGCUCCUAAAAUAACCCCCAAAAUAAGGUUUUUUUGCACAAAAACCCCAAUUCCAGAGUUUGGUCUGCAGAAUCAAGAUGGUCAUCAGGAUCUUUAUGGGGUAGCAGGAUCUUCUGCUCCAAAAAUAACCCCCAAAAUAGUUAUUUUUUUGCACUCAAAUCCCAAUUUCAGUGUGUGCAGGAAGGAGAUCAGGAUGGUCAUCAGGACCUUCAUGGGCUAGCAGGAUCUUCUGCUCCUAAAAUAACCCCCAAAAUAGUUCUUUUUUUGCACUCAAAUCCCAAUUUCAGUGUGUGCAGGAAGGAGAUCAGGAUGGUCAUCAGGACCUUCAUGGGCUAGCAGGAUCUUCUGCUCCUAAAAUAACCCCCAAAAUAGGUUUUUUUGCACAAAAACCCCAAUUCCAGAGUUUGGUCUGCAGGAUCAAGAUGGUCAUCAGGACCUUCAUGGGCUAGCAGGAUCUUCUGCUCCAAAAAUAACCCCCAAAAUAAGGUUUUUUUGCACAAAAACCCCAAUUCCAGAGUUUGGUCUGCAGAAUCAAGAUGGUCAUCAGGAUCUUUAUGGGGUAGCAGGAUCUUCUGCUCCAAAAAUAACCCCCAAAAUAGUUAUUUUUUUGCACUCAAAUCCCAAUUUCAGUGUGUGCAGGAAGGAGAUCAGGAUGGUCAUCAGGACCUUCAUGGGCUAGCAGGAUCUUCUGCUCCAAAAAUAACCCCCAAAAUAAGGUUUUUUUGCACAAAAACCCCUAAUUCCAGAGUUUGGUCUGCAGGAUCAAGAUGGUCAUCAGGACCUUCAUGGGCUAGCAGGGCACUUUGCUCCUAAAAUAACCCCAAAAUGAGGAUUUUUUGCACUCAGAUUUCCAUUUCAGUGUGUGCAGGAAAGAGAUCAGGAUGAUCACCGGGAUCUUUAUGGGAUAGCAGGACCUUCUGCCCCUAAAAUAAUCCCAAAAUGAGGAUUUUUGCACUCAAACCCCAAUUCCAGAGCUCAGCCAGUGAAACCAAAGAAAACCAAGAUUUAAAUCCCACCAAGAAUCCUCUUUUCCAUGGAAAUCACCUUGAGAUCAAAACCCCAAAAUUUUGGAAAUUUUCCCAAUUCCUCAACUUCAGCCUGAUUUUAUCCUUUGGGAUUCUUUCUCCUGACCAAGAGCAGAAGAUCUGGGAAAAAUCGUGACUUUUGGGAUGGUUUUUUUUUCCAUAAAUCCCAACUUGUGCAAUUCCUUUGGAGCUGAGGGAUAAAAAUAGAAAUAAAUAUUUAUGGUGGGGAGGGCAGGGGAUUUGUUUUGGAGAGAAGAAAAAGAACUUUAUUCCUGAUUUUUUUUAUUGUUUAAGGUCGGCAGGUUGAAGAAUUCCUUGCUCCCAAAUGGGAAAUAAAUCCAAGUUUUUAAUCCACACCUCUCAGGUCACAAAUCAGACAGAAAAAAUAAUAAUAAUGUUAUAUUUUGCUUUCUUUUUGGGCUUUUUAGUUUCUAUUUCAUCUUUUAUUUUAAAUAUAUUUAAAUUUAUUCUGCAUCGUCUCUGUCCAGCAGGAUUCAAUUCCAGCAGCCUUGGGAUAUUUUGGGAUGUUCCAUCGGCCCUCACCAUUUAGGAUAAAAAUUCCUCAUUUUUGAGUGAAAAGUGGCUUUAAAAACAAAACACAAACUUUUGAGGAAUAAAAUACCAUUUCCACCCUUUUCAGGCACAAUU
This is a messenger RNA of Cyanistes caeruleus (blue tit), 2904 nucleotides long. Lineage: Eukaryota; Metazoa; Chordata; Aves; Passeriformes; Paridae. The record is from RefSeq and is a predicted model, not a curated record.